CGGAGAUGGAAGGAUGAACAUCAAACAGACUUGAGCCUUAAAAAAAGACUACAAAUUCGCUGUUGACUGCAAAUUGAGCCAAAAAAAAAAUUUCAUUAUUUAAUUUGAUUUCAUCAUACAAUAUGAAAGCUUGGUAGGUUAGAAAUUCAUAUCACAGAUUUUGAUUUGAUUCAUUUUUUUCGAGAGUGAGAGCGCGCCAUGGAUCGUAAUCAGCCACUGCGACCACCAUCUCCGCAGCCUCGUUCUUCAGAAUCCGGCGGCAGUUUCUCCUCCGUACUCACUGUUUUCGCCUCCUUCAUCGCCAUCUUUUCCAUGGUGCUGAUUCCAUCUCAAUCAAACUUCAAAAGUAACUUAUCUAUUUUACACCAAGUACCAGAAGGUCAUGUUGGAGUAUAUUGGAGAGGAGGUGCCCUUCUGAAGACAAUAACGGAUCCAGGUUUCCAUCUAAAGUUGCCUCUGUUAACCCAGUUUGUGCCUGUUCAAGUUACCCUCCAGACUGAUCAAGUUAGGGAUAUUCCAUGUGGUACUAAGGGGGGCGUAAUGAUCAACUUCGAGAAAAUCGAGGUUGUCAAUCGCCUCCGCAAAGAAUAUGUGCAUGAAACCCUGGUCCACUAUGGUGUGAAUUAUGAUAACAUAUGGAUAUAUGACAAGAUUCAUCAUGAAAUCAAUCAGUUUUGUAGUUCUCACAGUCUUCAGCAAGUUUAUAUUGAUGUUUUCGAUCAGAUUGAUGAAAAGAUGAAAGAUGCCCUCCAAGGUGACUGUACACGUUAUGCUCCAGGUAUUGAAAUAAUCAGUGUUCGUGUAACAAAGCCCACCAUCCCACAUUCUAUCAGAAAGAACUUUGAAGACAUGGAAGUGGAGCGUACAAAGGUUUUAAUUGCUAUAGAGAGACAAAGGGUAGUGGAGAAAGAGGCAGAAACCAACAAAAAAAUGGCGAUCAGUGAAGCUGAGAAGAAUGCUAACGUUAGCAGGAUCCUCAUGGACCAGAAACUAAUGGAAAAGGAGAGUUCCAGGAGACAGCAAGAAAUUGAUAACCACAUCUAUCUUGCUCGUGAAAAAAGCCUCGCCGACGCCAAUUAUUACCGUGUUCUAAGAGAAGCUGAAGCGAACAAGUUGAAGCUUACACCCCAGUUUCUUGAGCUUAAAUUCAUCGAGGCCAUUGCUGAUAAUACAAAGAUUUUCUUUGGGGACAAGGUUCCCAACAUGGUUUUGGAUCAGAGGUUGCUUGGAAACUUCCUGCAUCAGGUUUCAGAAGAUGCAUCAAGAAAAGCAUCCGGAGAUGAAACCUUAGAAAUAUAGAUCCAAGAUUCAGCCUCUAAUGAUCAGGUAUACGGGUCUUCCUCUCUUUCUUUCUCAAUAUUGGAAAAACUCUCUCAUGGUACAUGUCAAAAGAAUUCUCCACGGAGCACGAACAGGUUCUUUCUUUCGUCCUUCCGAGAUCAAACUGUUUACUUUGCAGAGGGCACGUGGAGGGAAACUUUGGUAUUCGGAUAUUAUUUGUAUCAAAUUCAUUUCUUUAUGAGAACGUUAGGAUUCUUCGUGUUCUUUUGCUCGGUGAAGUUUCGGAUAAAAACGUUAUAGCAUUUCAAGUGAAUCAAUAAUAACCCUUGGUUCUUCAA
Messenger RNA from Cucurbita moschata (crookneck pumpkin), 1619 nucleotides. RefSeq names its product erlin-2-B-like. Gene Ontology annotation, biological process: SREBP signaling pathway. Gene Ontology annotation, cellular component: endoplasmic reticulum membrane; endoplasmic reticulum. Gene Ontology annotation, molecular function: ubiquitin protein ligase binding; cholesterol binding. NCBI's taxonomy places the organism in Eukaryota, Viridiplantae, Streptophyta, Magnoliopsida, Cucurbitales, Cucurbitaceae. The record is from RefSeq and is a predicted model, not a curated record. The transcript has 9 exons. Bases 199 to 1299 code for a protein of 366 amino acids.